Messenger RNA from Punica granatum (pomegranate), 2674 nucleotides. Lineage: Eukaryota; Viridiplantae; Streptophyta; Magnoliopsida; Myrtales; Lythraceae. The record is from RefSeq and is a predicted model, not a curated record.
AACUCGGUUUUCCCACUGACCGGUUUGUGAAUCCAAACCGAACCGGCCGUCGACAGUCUUCCGCGAGACGUCUCGGCAAACCCCCCAAUUUUCUUCAGCCACGGGGCGGGAACUCUCCUACGAAAGCCUUCUUCCUCCAUCCGUUUGCGCUCUGGGAAGACGAAACAUCGCUCUGGGGAAACAAGAACAGUAGCCCUUUUAGCUUCGGCGAGCUCUCCGUCUGAAGAAGCUUCUCGGAGAAGCUCCUCUGGCCAGUAAUGGCUCGAAACAGGGAAGGCUUGGUGUUGUUGCUUGAUGUUGGCCCGUCGAUGCACCAUAUUUUACCUGAUGUCGAGAAACUCUGCUCGAUGCUUGUACAAAAGAAGCUAAUUUACAGCAAGUCCGAUGAAGUUGGGGUUAUUCUGUUCGGAACUGAAGAGACUGAAAAUGAGUUGACGAAGGAAGUGGGAGGAUACGAACAUGUGGUCGUUAUACAAAAUAUCAAAGUCGUUGAUAGAGAUGCUGUUCAAACUGUCAAGAAACUUGCUCGGGGGACUGUUUCUGGUGAUUUUCUUGAUGCUAUUGUUGUUGGGAUGGAUAUGCUUAUAAAGAAAUAUGGAGCAACUAACAAAGGAAAGAAACGGAUGUGUCUUAUAACUGAUGGUCUCUCUCCAAUUAAGGAUCCUUAUGAAGGAAGCAAAGAAGAUCAGGUUCACACCAUUGCUGGACAGUUCACUAAACAUGGAUUGAAGUUGGAAUGCAUAGUUUUUCGGGGGAAUCUUCCCCCUGAUGCUGAUGAGAAAAUAAUGGCUGAGAACGACCGCAUCUUGAAUUUAUUUCCGAGGGAAACACGUGCGAAGAUAAUUCAUGUUGAGAGUCCAACUUCACUAUUGGGUGCAAUUAGGACUCGGAAUAUAACUCCUGUCACAAUAUUCAGAGGUGAUCUUGAAAUCACUUCCGAGUUGAAAAUUAAGGUUUGGGUUUACAAAAAGACGUCAGAAGAGAAGUUCCCCACUUUGAAAAAGUAUUCCGAUAAAGCACCUCAAUUCGACAAGUUUGCUAAGCAUGAAGUCAAGGUAGACUAUGAAUACAAAAGCUAUGAUGGAAGCAGCAAAGUUGUGCCCCCAGAUCAAAGAAUUAAAGGUUACCAAUAUGGACCUCAUGUAGUUCCUAUAUCUUCUGAUGAAUGGGAUGCGGUCAAGUUCAAACCGGAAAAGGGUGUAAAGCUUUUAGGAUUCACAGAUGCGUCAAAUAUCAUGAGGUAUCAUUACAUGAAGGAUGUGAACAUAUUCAUCGCUGAACCCGGCAACAUGGGGGCAACUGUUGCAAUUUCCGCUUUAGCUCGAGCAAUGAAGGAAAUGGAUAAGGUUGCCAUCUUGCGCUGUGCUUGGAGACAAGGUCAAAGAAAUGUAGUAAUUGGGGUGCUAACACCAAAUGUCUCUGACAGUGAUAUCAUUCCCGAUUCAUUCUAUUUCAAUGUACUUCCAUUUAAUGAGGACAUUAGAGAAUUUCAAUUUCCUUCCUUCGGCAAUCUUCCAACUUCUUUGCAGCCCAAUGAAGAUCAGCAGAAGGCUGCAGAUAACUUUGUAAUGAUGCUUGAUCUUGGACCAUCUGAUGAUCAUCAGGAAAUAUUGUCACCUGAUUUUACUCCAAAUCCUGUCCUUGAGCGAUUCUACAACUGCCUUGAUUUGAAGGCACAGAACCCAGAUGCAAAGGUGCCUCCGCUCGAUAAAACCCUCAAGAAAAUAACUGAACCUGACCCUGAACUUUUUGUGCGCAACAAGUCUGUUAUCAAUGCGUUCAGGAGGCACUUUGAAGUCAAGCCUAAUCCCAAGCUGAAGAAGUCAUCCAGGAGAUUCGUGCGAGAGAAACCAUCUGGUUCAGAUGAUGAAAAGGAAUAUAAUGGCAUUUCAGCAUCAACUGCAGCGGAUGCCACCGACAGCAAAACUGCAGUUAAGGUUGAGAAAAUUGGGAACUUGACCCCUGUCCAAGAUUUUGAAGCGAUGAUGUCAUGCAGAGACAGCCCUGAGUGGGUCAACAAAGCCAUCAAAGAUAUGAGUAAUAAAAUUUAUGACCUAGUUGAGGAUUCCUUAAAUGGGGAUAAUUAUCCUAAAGCCAUGGAGAUGCUGAUGGCCCUUCGCAAGGGUUGUAUCCGUGAGCAAGAGCCUAAACAGUUCAACGAUUUCAUGCGCCUUCUUUGCGGAUUCUGCCAGAAGAAUGAUCUCCAAAGUUUCUGUGAUAUGCUUGCUUCGGAAGGGCUUACACUUAUCUCCAAGACAGAAGCCGCAGACAGUGACGUCUCGGAUGAAGAAGCUCGCUGCUUUCUCGUUAAGAAAGAACCCAAGACUGAAUGAGCAUGUGAUCUGUGUUAGGUGUCCCUUUUUGCUCUUUUGCAAUGAUGUACAUAAGCAACUGGCUGUUCAUGGAGGAUUGAGUGGAAUUCUCUUGGGCGAGCAGGCCUGGGUAUUUUGGUUUUGGCAGGCUUGUCUCGGGUUGAUUGACCUAGUCAUAUAGUACAUAGGGUGGUAUUUCGAUAUGUUCAAUCGCUAUAAAAUCGAAAACCUUCUGUCCCUUUUUGAGAUGGGAUUUGGGCUGUUGAUGCUCGACUAUGUUUCUCCUCCUGAUCUCAAUGGAUUUUAUUUUUAUAUGGUGAAGAAGCUGGUGAAUGAGAAGUUACUCGAAGGUUUUGAUUUCA